UGCUGUUGUCAUUCGCAGUCGCCCAACGGAAACGAAAUGUGCUACAGAUACAGCUUUAUUCUGGUCAUCGCCAGUGCCCUACUCCUGGUGAGCACCCUCGCAGCCCCACCCUCCGAUGUGGUCGUAGAGAAGCAGGACUCUGUUUCGGGAGAGAAAGUUGUGGAUGUUCCCGAGGAUUGUCAUCAGCCCAAGGAGACGGGACGCUGUUUUGCCCUAUUCUAUCGGUAUGCCUACAAUGUGGAUACCCAGGCCUGCGAGGAGUUCGUCUAUGGAGGAUGUGCCGGGAAUGGAAACAACUUCGAGAGCAAGGAUCUGUGCGAGAAGGCCUGCCUGGGCCGUGCGGCAGUCACUGAAAUCUCUGCGACCACAGAACCACAGAGCAGCGACAGUGAUGUGACUACGGAGAGCGGCGGUAGCAGUGCCUAAACUAUAGUUUAUUUAGCGCAUAGUAUAUAGGUUUAUUAAUGGCCUCCCGACCAAGCAAUUAAGUCAUCUCCCAUCCCCACACAAAUAUAGUACCUACCCACAAUACA
Molecule: messenger RNA, 533 nt
Organism: Drosophila miranda
Lineage: Eukaryota; Metazoa; Arthropoda; Insecta; Diptera; Drosophilidae
Product: kunitz-type protease inhibitor 3
Exons: 1
Coding region: 37-426 (129 amino acids)
Molecular function (GO): serine-type endopeptidase inhibitor activity
Source: RefSeq, a predicted model, not a curated record